Messenger RNA from Chlorella variabilis, 501 nucleotides. RefSeq lists its product as hypothetical. The annotation marks the transcript as partial. The record is from RefSeq and is a predicted model, not a curated record. The transcript is spliced from 4 exons. Lineage: Eukaryota; Viridiplantae; Chlorophyta; Trebouxiophyceae; Chlorellales; Chlorellaceae. Gene Ontology annotation, molecular function: protein tyrosine/serine/threonine phosphatase activity. Gene Ontology annotation, biological process: protein dephosphorylation.
AACUGCGUCGGCUUCCUCUACCCGCCCUACUUUGAGGACGAGCUGCGCUACCAAGUGCUCUACCUGCAGGACACGCCUGGGGAGGACAUCCUGUGUGUGCUGUAUGAUGUGUUUGACUUCAUCGAGGAGGCCACGCGGGGCGGGCGCGUGCUUAUCCACUGCAGCCAGGGCGUGUCUCGCUCCGCCAGCCUGGCCAUCGCCUACCUGAUGUGGCGCCAGGCGGCCGUGUAUGAUGACGUCUUUUUGGCUGUCAAGGCGGCGCGCGGCGUCACCAACCCCAACAUCGGCUUCAUCUGUCAGCUGCUGCAAUGGCACAAGCGGCGGCACGCGCCGCUGGACAGCUGCCGCCUGUACCGCAUCGCGCCGCAGUCGGCAGCGGCGGCGCAGCACCUCGUGCCGAAGCCGGUGGGCGCCCCGGCUGGCGGCGCCAGCCUGGACCCUCGCGGCGCCUUUGUGCUGCAUGCCCCGGCUGCGCUGACCAUCUGGGCAGGCGAGGCCUGC